UUCCGCGUACGUCACCACAAGCGCUUCACCAAAAAACGAAAACAAAUAAUAAUAAUUCCUGAAUUAGUUCUCAAUUGAAGCCUCGACGCAGUGCGUCCAUCAGUACCUCUUUGGAGUAAAACGUCAUUCAUCAAAUUUCGGUGUCCGGUUAAACUCGUCUCGCUGCACCUUAAAGUUUCUCCGCCUCGGUUUCGCUUAGCUUAGCUUAGCUUAGCUUAGUUUAGCCUAGCUUAGUUUUUGCUUGCUUGCCGUUAUUGCCGCUUGCAUCGCAUCGCUAAACACAAGUUUCGUAUCGGCGUCAAGUGUCGCGUGAAAAUGUUUGCAAGGACGACGGCAAAGGAGGAACUUUGUGGAGCAAAAGAGGAGAGCGAGCGGCAACGUCAACUCAAGAAUCCCCGAGCUGAGUUGCACGGAGCAGACGCCAGUGAAAAAUAUCUUCCUCGUCAGCAGCAGGCGUUAGAGUCCCGUGACAUUAAAGAGGAAGAAGACUGGGAACCGCUUCACGUUAAAGAGGAGGAGCAACAACCCUCGUACGUUAAAGAGGAGGACGAUUUCACAGAGAUUCCGGUGACUGGUGUCCUUCUGAAGAGUGAAGAUGAAGUUCGGAGUGAGGAGAACGGAGGUGCGGGGCCUCCGAGCAGCAGCUCAAGUCAACGCGUGAAAACAGAAGGUGAUGGAGAACACCGUGGAGGAUCACGAGCAGACCGCCUCUUAGCCCCGCUGUCCGAUAGCGACGACAUAACGUCCCACUCUCCCGACACUGAUGACGAUCGGUCUGAAGGUCAUAUGACAUGUCACGCCGACAACAAACCGUGGAAAUGUUCUCAGUGCGGGGAAACCUUUGUCUCCAAGUCUCUUUUGCAAACACACAUGGUUUUCCACACUGGAGAAAAAGUUUUUGCCUGCUCGGUUUGUGAUCAAAGAUUCUCUCAGAAGAGAUACUUACGAAGACACACGAGAACACACUUGGGAGAGAAACGUUUUGCCUGCUCCGUUUGCGGUAUAAGAUUCUCUACAAAGGGAUAUGUCAAAUUGCAUACAUUAACUCACACUGGCGAGAAACCUUUUGCCUGCUCAGUGUGCGGUCGAAGAUUCUUCCAAAAAGUACACUUGAUCUCACACACAAGAACACACACAGGAGAGAAACCUUUCUCCUGCUCAUUUUGCGAGCAACGAUUCUCAACAAAAGGAAAUUUAAGAAUACACACGAGAAUACACACUGGUGAGAAACCUUUCUCCUGCUCAGUAUGCGGUCAAAGGUUCUCUGAGAGGCGCGUUCUGACGACACACUCAAGAACACACACUGGAGAGAAACCUUUUGCCUGCUUGAAUUGCGAGAAAAGCUUCUCGACAAGCGCAAACUUAAAAACGCACACAAGAACACACACCGGUGAGAAGCCUUUUCCCUGCUUAGUUUGCGGUCAAAGAUUCUCUGAGAGGCGCACUUUGACGACACACACGAGAACGCACACUGGAGAGAAGCCUUUUGCCUGCUCCGAUUGUGGGAAAAGAUUCUCUCAAAAAGGAAACUUGAAGCGUCACACGAGUGCACACAAGUGAAGAGAAAGCUUAUGCAGAAGGGAACUUGAAGGAAACACACAAGAACACACACUUGCCGGUUCAGUUUGUGGUCGAACAUUCUCUCGUAAGGGUUCGUUUAAGACACUUGAGUUCUGGUACGUAUAGUUGAGAUCAAUGAAGCUUUGAAUAAAAGUUUUGAUUUUGAAUAUUGAAACUUAUUGCUAUGACACUGACUUGAAAGAAUUUACAUUCUUGUAUUCCAUCUACCUUUUUGUAUUAUAUCUAACAUCUUGCAUGUUACGUACCUUCUUAAAAGUCUCAUGUGGCCAAGUAUUGAGAAUUAGAAUCAUGCUAAAAGCAAACUAUCUGGAUUAGCCAAUGUUUUGUGAUGUCCAUGUCGAAUAAGUAAUGACUGGGCGGGGACAAACUGUGACUCUUUGUGAUCAGAUGGAAAACUGUGAAUGUGAUUAUGA
Messenger RNA from Phycodurus eques (leafy seadragon), 1994 nucleotides. Its product is annotated as oocyte zinc finger protein XlCOF6.1-like. The record is from RefSeq and is a predicted model, not a curated record. Bases 316 to 1560 code for a protein of 414 amino acids. Gene Ontology annotation, biological process: negative regulation of transcription by RNA polymerase II; regulation of immune system process; regulation of cytokine production. Lineage: Eukaryota; Metazoa; Chordata; Actinopteri; Syngnathiformes; Syngnathidae. The transcript is spliced from 2 exons.